Messenger RNA from Capsicum annuum, 734 nucleotides. Its product is annotated as DNA-directed RNA polymerase III subunit RPC8. The record is from RefSeq and is a predicted model, not a curated record. Gene Ontology annotation, cellular component: RNA polymerase III complex. Lineage: Eukaryota; Viridiplantae; Streptophyta; Magnoliopsida; Solanales; Solanaceae. Gene Ontology annotation, biological process: DNA-templated transcription; transcription initiation at RNA polymerase III promoter.
UAAAGUACAUAUAAUAUAGUUUGAUUGUGUCAAUAAAUUGUUGUAAUAAAAAAAUUUCAUAACCUUACUGAACUCGCCGCCGCCGCGGCCCGGAGAUUCUCGCCGGAAUCUCUCGUCGCCGCCACCGCUGCCCGGAACUUCUCGCCGAAAUCUCUCUCCGUCGCCGCCGUCUUAGGUGGAGCUCAGAGAUUUAAGGAGGCAUGUUUUAUCUAAGUGAAAUAGAACACACACUAAGGUUGCCGCCUCAUCUCCUAAACCUUCCACUCAAUGAAGCAAUCAAAGGAGAGCUUGAGGGUCUCUUCGUGGAUAAGGUUAUUGCAAAUUUGGGCCUCGGCAUAUCUAUUUAUGACAUUCGCUCCAUUGGUGGUGGUUUUAUCUAUCCAAGUGAAGGUGCUUCUACAUAUACGGUCAAGUUUAGACUGGUAGUCUUUCGCCCAUUUGUAGGAGAAGUAAUAACUGCUAGACUCAAAGAGUCCACUGCAGAGGGUUUGCGAUUGUCGCUUGGAUUUUUCGAUGACAUUUAUGUACCCGCACCUCUAAUGCCAAAUCCAUCACGUUCUGAGUCUGAUCCUGAAAACAAGAACCAAGUCAAGUGGAUAUGGAAGUUUGAUGAACAAGAUUAUCCUAUUGAUGGCGUAGAUGAGAUUAGGUUCCAAGUCUAUAAUGUUAGUUAUCCAUCGAUACCUCUUGAGCAAGAUAAAGAUUCGAAGCCAUUUGCACCAAUGGUCAUAAAG